UCGUGUCAAAGUCGCCUCACCAUCAUGCAACACUUACCGAACCGUUCUGAGAAUCGACUUAGCAACUCAGUGGCAUGCGAGCUGGAUAACUUCGGGAAAGGGGCUUGGGUGAAUCAGGCCUAUAAUGGCUCUCCUCCACCUGUCAAACGGGACAUCAACACCGUCUACAACCCUCAGCCCAUGUUUCACAGCCCUUUGGACAACAUGAAUAUGUCUAAUCCCUAUCUGGCUGGGGAUAAGAUACAACCACAACCCAAAAAGGAGAGAUCUGGAUGCUGCUCAUCCUUCUUCAAAGGACUAUUUGGAACAGCAGCUUUAACGAAAGACUUAAAGAAAAAUCCUGAGCUUGUGGUCAGAGCAAAUCUCAAAGAACUUGUCAUCUACAUUUUUUUCCUGGUGGAUUUAUGUCUGUUGACUUAUGGGAUGACCAGCAGCUCUGCCUACUAUUACACAAACGCUAUGACCAAUCUCUUUGUGAAUAACCCUGGCUUUUACUCUCUUGGCAGCAUGAAUGAUGUGUGGACGUACAUGGAAGGGAGCCUACUUGACAGCCUAUACUGGAAUAAGUAUUACAAUGAUAUGGAUCUUAUUAACGAAAACCAAUCCUUGAUUUACUAUGAGAACAUGUUGCUAGGCGUCCCUCGCAUCCGACAGAUCAAAGUGAAGAAAAACUCCUGCAAGGUGCACGAAGACUUUCGGAAUGAAAUCUCAGACUGUUUUGAUAUGUACAAUGAAAAGAAAGAGGAUGACAGCGCGUUUGGUUUGAUCAACGGUACAGCAUGGCAGUACCACACAGAAAAGGAGAUGAAAGGAUCGAGUCACUGGGGAUUGCUGAGCACAUACAGUGGAGCAGGAUAUUAUCAAGACCUGACAAAGUCCAAAAUUGAGAGUGCUGAUAUCCUAGAAGAACUCAAAAGCAAUCUGUGGCUUGAUCGGGGAACUCGGGUUCUUUUCAUCGACUUCUCGACCUACAAUGCCAAUAUCAAUCUCUUCAGCGUUGUAAGAUUAGUGGUUGAAUUUCCAGCUACUGGUGGAGCAAUCACAUCAUAUCAGAUUCGCACUGUAAAGCUGAUUCGAUAUGUUACCAACUGGGAUUAUUUCGUCAUGGGCUGUGAGAUUGUGUUCUGUGUGUUCAUUCUCUAUUACAUUAUGGAGGAAAUUCUGGAAUUCCGAAUCCAUAAAAUGUCCCACUUUAAAAACAUCUGGAACAUUGUAGAUAUACUGGUGAUACUGCUUUCUCUAGUUGCCAUAGCUUUCAGUGUAUUCCGGACCAUAAAGGUGGAUAAGCUACUUACAAGUAUUCUGGAGCAACCAAACAUCUAUGCUGAUUUUGAAUUCCUUGCAUUUUGGCAAACCCAAUACAACAACAUGAAUGCAGUGAACUUGUUUUUUGCGUGGGUUAAGAUAUUCAAGUACAUCAGCUUCAAUAAGACGAUGAGCCAGCUGACAUCCACCCUGGCACGGUGUGCUUUAGACAUCUUUGGAUUUGCCAUCAUGUUCUUUAUUGUGUUUUUUGCAUAUGCUCAACUGGGAUACCUGCUCUUUGGAAUGGAAGUCGAAACAUUCAGUACAUUUAACAAGUGCAUCUUUACCCAAUUUCGUAUCAUCUUGGGAGAUUUUGAUUAUAAUUCCAUCGACAGAGCAAACCGAGUACUGGGACCAAUAUACUUUUUCUCCUAUGUGUUCUUUGUCUUCUUUGUGUUACUGAACAUGUUUCUGGCCAUCAUUAAUGACACAUACUCGGAGGUGAAGUCAGAGCUCGCUUCUCAAAAAGGUGAAUUCCAGAUCUCCGACCUCAUCAAACAGAGUUAUGAAAAGACAGUCACGAAACUGAAACUUAAAAAGGAAAAGAUCUCUGAUGUGCAGAAAGCGUUGGAUUCCGGUUCUAGUGAGCUGACUUUUAAAGAUUUCAGAGAUGCAUUAAAAGAAAAAGGUCAUAGUGAUCAGGAAAUCUCAGAUGCUUUCUCCAAAUUUGACCAGGAUGGGAACCAGACUUUGGACAAGUUGGAACAGGAGAGAAUGAAACAAGAGCUGGAGGAGAAAAGGGACGCACUUAACGAGGAGCUUCGCAAUCUUUCAGAGGAUCAGGGAGAGACAUGUCCUAAAGAGUUUCAAAAGCUGGCUAACAAAGUUACUCAACUGGAGAAUUCUGUGGCCACUAUAAUGUCUAAAGUCAAUGGUAUCAUGGAGAAAAUGGAAAACAGUGGCAUGAUCAGAGAUGCUGAAUCAAGACCAGCUUCAGGAGGGAAUAUUCAGUUAAGCCUGGCAAGAACUCCAGAACCAGGACCACCCGCCUGGUCACCAGCUGUUCCAAAUGGCAUCCUGAGGAACCGUUUAUAUCCAGAUGCACGUCACUGAUUCAUCACAACCUCAUGGGUUUGAAUAAAAGGCUUAAUCGAAGUCUGAGGAUGUAAAGACUCUGAAUGUGACAGUGGGAGAAGGUAUUAUUUUAGAAUAGAUAUCAUGUAGUACCCCAUGUGGACACAGAAAUGUACUUGUAUCUGUUCUGUAUCUGAUUGUUCAUGCACUUGUUACUCAAAGCUUUAAAAGGGAAUAAAUUGAUGACUACUAUUCUCUCCUUCCUCUCUGUUAAGACUGCUUUCACGAUGACUAGUAGUUCUUGUUAAAAAGCUGCUUCUGUACUGAUACAGCAUGAGCAGAAAUAAAAAGUGUAAGUCAGUUUGAUGUAAUUUAUAUGUUGAUAUUUAAUCAUACGACAAACGCAGAGUUCAAAUGUAUAAUGUAAUUAAUUAAGAAUGAAAAUGACUUGAUAUAUUUUUAGAGACAUAAUUUCUUCCUGGAUAUGCUUACUAUGAAUGUGUAAACACACCUGUGUAUAUCCAAACUGGAAUAGUUUAUGCUUUUAUUAAUCUUAGAACAUGAGUAGUUCAUCAUGUAUUUCCGAAAAUUUAAAUAUUUAUCUAUUCUGAUGUUUAUUAAUAAAUAUAGCCAAAUAAACACUUAAAAUUGCAAAAAAAGUUUCUUUAUUUACUUCAUGCUCAUCAUUUGAUGUCUAAAGGGGCCAUGUCACAAUAAUUUUUUAAGAUGUCAAAUAAAUCUUUGGUGUCCCCAGAGCACAUAUAUGAAGUUUUAGCUUAAAAUACCAUCUAGAUAAUUUAUUAUACCAUGUUAAAAUUGCCACUUU
Molecule: messenger RNA, 3145 nt
Organism: Paramisgurnus dabryanus
Lineage: Eukaryota; Metazoa; Chordata; Actinopteri; Cypriniformes; Cobitidae
Gene: pkd2l1
Product: polycystic kidney disease 2-like 1
Biological process (GO): detection of mechanical stimulus; potassium ion transmembrane transport
Cellular component (GO): membrane
Molecular function (GO): calcium ion binding; sodium channel activity; calcium-activated potassium channel activity
Source: RefSeq, a predicted model, not a curated record